Messenger RNA from Caenorhabditis elegans, 1041 nucleotides. It is a transcript of the gene fbxa-12, whose product is annotated as F-box domain-containing protein. NCBI's taxonomy places the organism in Eukaryota, Metazoa, Nematoda, Chromadorea, Rhabditida, Rhabditidae. The transcript is spliced from 3 exons. The record is from RefSeq and is marked reviewed. The coding region runs from base 90 to 965 and encodes 291 amino acids.
AUAGACGUUUUUGGUUCAUUUUUACGUUUGAAUUUACAUAUAACUCCAGUAAAAUGUCCAAGUUAUCGCCAACUUUGCUCACUAUCAGUAUGCCUUUGGAAAUUUCUGAUGAAAUUUUGUCAAAAUUGCCUGCAAUGGAUCUACUAUCCUGCCGUAAAGUGUGCAAAAGUCUGAGAAGCGCCGUUGACCAAUCAGGAAACCAUCUCAACAGAAUCUCAUUUGACAUUUGUAAUGAUUUCGUUGCGAUGGACUUAAACGGAAGUCAAAUCAAAUAUACCGAUGUUUCUGGUACUGCAUACGUGACUUACAAAGGACGAGAAACAAAAAUCGAAGAAGACAAUUUCAUGCGAGCAGCGUUCAACGACUUGGCGAGCGUAUUGAAAAACGUGAAGAAGUUCGUUUUUCAGAACUAUUCGAAAGUAAAACAACAAGCCAUCACAUCGUCGAUAAAUGAUAUGUUGGAAAAUAAAUGUAUAGCCGUAGAGUCAGUAGUACUAUACAACUUCCCACAUGAUGAUAUUUUGAACAUCAUUUCGAGUUGUCAAGCUGAAGUGCUCAAAGAUAUUGUAUUAUGGCACCGCGACGGAGUCGAGUUAUCUGAAAGAAUCACUUGUCUGGACCAAUGGAAAAAAGCACGAACUUUGCAUUGUCGGUUUUUGUUUUGUGAUCUAGUACCAAUUGAGCACUUUUUUCACUUUGAAGAGUUCAGUAUUCAAAUUGACAAUCUCUCAAUGCCAAAUGCGAUUAAAAUUCGAGAUGACCUCAUGAACAAAACUACAUUCAAGACCUGCACUAUUUCAACUCACCAUAAUGUGCAAUCAAUUGAACUUGCAAGAAUAUUUCAACCGGACUAUAUGGGCGACAUUGACUAUAACAUCAAAUAUUCUAAUAACACUGGCACCUUCGAAAUUUCUUUCAAAUCAUCACUUACUAUUAGAGCACGGUUUGUUAUUAAAAAAUGCUGACAACAAAGGGAUCUUGUUUCUAUAUUUUCCAAACGACCAAAAUUAUUCAUAUGUGCAUUAAAAAAGUUUAAUAAAA